GCGGCUCAUAUAUCAACUAUAAUCGCUAUCCCCAAGUCACCAUUUCGGUUUCCGGACUUGAGUUUGAGGCUCGCUUCGUCAUGCGUCAAGUUGGAUUUCUGAUAUUGUUCCUCGCGGGUGCCGCCUCCUUUGUGACCGGAAGUGACAAUCACAAUUAUUUCACGAACCCAGCCUCCAACAGUGGCGUGAAUCCUGUCUUUACACUGGGUGACAAGCUGCUUGUCUCAUGGAAGACCACGCUUGAUGUGUUCAACGUCUCUAUCUGGCAGCAAAGCUUAGUAGAGACAGGUGCCGCCAGUCAGGGAAAUAUAUUCUCCAAAAUACAUUCUACUGAUCAGGUCACCAACUUCACAUGGGUUGUCCAAGUGUACGGAUUUGAUCUUUCGUACUCCAAUGUCUUUUUUCUCUGGAUCAACCCAGAUGAAAAAGGUGGAUUUGUUUCUACGUACUUCAAUGUCACCAAGCCUACCUCUACUACCAGCACUGCGUCUUUGUCCACAUCCGCAUCUACAUCUCCAUCUACGAACAUGCCAGGCACGGCCAAUAAACCCUCCCCCUCAUCGUCAUCAUCUUUUCCGGAAUCAGCUUCACCACAAACAUCCGAGUUAACCAUGACCGGAAAGAUCGCAAUCGGAAUCGGAAUCGGUGUUGGAGUCCCGAUACUGUGCGCUUUGGGUGCUCUUCUUUGGCUCAAGACAAGAAAAUCCGAUGACAAGAGUGACAAAACCAUAUCCCCGCCAGAAACAAUGCCGCCUUGGAUGGUUAUGCAGAACCAGUAUGGGCCACUAUCGCCACCCAAGGAGGUGCAUGGAUCGAGCCUGAAAGCCUCUUUUGCUGAGUUACCCCACCAGCCAUAUCGGUGAAAGGAAGCACAGGUGAUACGUGUUUUGUUAUGGCC
This is a messenger RNA of Penicillium samsonianum, 898 nucleotides long. RefSeq lists its product as uncharacterized. The record is from RefSeq and is a predicted model, not a curated record. Bases 81 to 863 code for a protein of 260 amino acids. The transcript is spliced from 2 exons. NCBI's taxonomy places the organism in Eukaryota, Fungi, Ascomycota, Eurotiomycetes, Eurotiales, Aspergillaceae.